AUGUUAAGGCAAUGUUUAAGAGUAGUAAAAAUAAGUUCAGUAGCAUGUAAUACAUCAAAAAAGAAUGUAUCAGUGUUUAUACAUGGAAUUAACAGUGAAUUCUCGAUUUUUUCAAAUUCACAAAUUAUUCAGCAUGCUCGAUUUUCAUCCACAAAUAAUAAUUUAAGUGACAAAUCCAGUAAUGAUGAGUUUAGGAAGUUUAUAGCAUCACAACAUUCAGAUUCCUUUGGAUCAUUAUCACCGAAUGUCAAUGCAGCAGAUGACGAGUUUGUGGACGAAGAUGAUAUUAAGGAAGAGAAUUUUAUUAAAAAUCCAAAAAGAAAGUCUGAUCAAAAGAGCACAAAAGUAUAUGCAGACAUGAUUAAGGAUCAUCUGAAGCAUGGUAGAAUAAAGGAAGCCAUUGAUGUAUUAGAAGUGAAUAUUAAGGAUGAUGGAUUUCGUCCAAUGAAUUAUAUCUUUAAUCUGUUAAUUGAUGGAUGUGCUAAAGUUGGAUAUACCAAAAAGGCAUUUAAUCUAUUUACUCGAAUGCGACAGAGAGGAUUGAAAGUUACAGGUGCAACAUAUACCUCAUUAUUUAAUUCCUGUGCCAAUAGUCCGUACAAACAUGAAGGACUAGAAAAGGCAGUAAGAUUAAGGGAAAUUAUGGCUGAAAAAGGCUAUGAACCGAAUUCUAGUAACUAUCAUUCGAUGAUUAAGGCUUUUGGACGUUGUGGUGACAUGAAGACAGCAUUUAUCCUUGUCGACGAAAUGAUUGAUAAGAAGCUCUUAGUCACGACUGAAACAUUUAACUUCCUGCUUCAAGCCUGUGCCUCAGAUCAAGAAUUUGGAUUUAGACAUGCUCUACUCGUUUGGCAUAAAAUGUACCAAAAAGGAUUAAAGCCUGACAUUUAUUCCUUUAAUUUAAUGGUCAGAUGUUGCCGAGAUACACGAUUAGGAGAUAGAAAGUCAACAGAGGAAGUGAUUCAAACAAUUUUGCUGAGAAAUUCAGAGAAUGUGAAUCGAAUUGAGGACGGCGAUAGUAAUGAGAACCUACUAGCUAGUGGUGAGUCAGUAAAUGCUAUUAAGCCAACAAAUCCUCAAGAUACACAGUACAUGCCAAACUUACUUGCUUUACGUCCAAAUCUUGGUAAUUUGAUAGAAAUUAAGGAAGUAAAGCAACCGAGUGAUCGAUUCUUACUGCUUGGUGGACUUACUGGAUAUUUAGACUUAAUGAGGCACUUUGAAGUUCCACCAGAUUUAAAGACAUUCACAGAAUUAAUGGAUGUGAUUCCUAAUACAAAGGAAAUGGACAUAAGGUUACUUAAAAUCAUCAGAAAGGCACAAAUCCAAUGUGAUGUUGAUUUCUUUAAUAUUCUAAUCAAAAGACGUGCAUUAAGGAACGAUUAUUUUGGUGCUAGGGAAGUUCUUGAUGACAUGAUAAAGCGAGCAAAAUUGGAACCAGAUAUUGUGACUUAUGGAGUUCUAGCAUUAACUUGCCAGACACGUGAUGAAGCAUGGGAACUAAUUAAUGAAAUGAGGGAUAAAGGAAUUAAGAUGAACUUGCCAAUUCUUGGUGGAAUGUUAAAGCAGGCAUGCUAUAAUAAGCAUUUUGACUAUAUUAUGGAUAUCUUGUAUAUUAUCAAGAAAUUCAAUAUUAAGCCAAAUGAUAGGAUUAUGGAUACAGUCGAUAGAUUCGUUGUUAGCUGUAAUUACCUUAAAAAGAGGGACAAUAAGAACAUCCCGAGGAACUUCCGGGAAAAUGUCAAAAGAUUUAAACAGGAUUAUGUAGUAUGGAAGGAAUCAGUUGGACUAAGCCAGUCAGAAACAUUAACAGACGAGGAUAAGAAAAUUUUAAAAGAGAAGCCAUGGAAACAGUUUAAAGAGGCACAACCUGUUGGGUACGAAGAUUCUAAGAAUGAAAAAUGGCAACGGAAACAAAAGCUGAAAAGAAAUAUUAAAAUGAUCAAAACAAAGCCUAUAUUAAUAGAAAAAGAGCAGGAUUAG
Molecule: messenger RNA, 1983 nt
Organism: Chironomus riparius
Lineage: Eukaryota; Metazoa; Arthropoda; Insecta; Diptera; Chironomidae
Source: the annotation of a GenBank genome assembly